CGAAAGGCAUAAAUACGGACAUGGAUUCUCUUUCUUCUCUCAGCUUCAUCUCCAGCUUUUCACCAUGGUCUUGUCCAACAUUCCGCAGUACACCUUAGGCAACGAGAUUACGGAGAAGGCAUUUACUUCGCAUGAUUUACCUCUCGUCACAUAUGGAUUACCCUUUCCACGUCUCGUCGCUCUCCAUGUCCAACGCCUGGGAUGUCAGAGAGUAUAUGCUCUUGUCAGUGGUAGUGUGGCCAGAAAGACCCCCAGUUACCAGCAGUUAAAGGACGAACUUGGCCCACUGUUGGUCGCGGAACGGGUUGGCGUCAAACCCCACACCUAUUGGGAUGAAGUUCUUGAGAUGGCCAAAGAUGCGCAGGCUGCAAAGGCGGACAUACUCGUGACCCUCGGUGGAGGCAGCGUGACUGAUGCUGCGAAGCUCGUCAGCUUAGCAAUUAGCAACAAUGUCACGAGUCUCGACGAGAUGGGUGCUCUUGUUCCCAUCCCUCGAGGUGUCGACGCCGAGACCAAGAAACUCAAGUUCGACAUUCCGGAGAACAUCAAGGACCUGACUAUUCCCGUCAUCGUCAUUCCUACGACCCUCAGCGCGGGAGAGCACACUCACGCUUCCGGUGCAACUGAUCCUCGCAAUAAUGCGAAAUACCAGUUCUUUACUCCGGGGAUGACGCCGAAGGUGAUCGUAUUGGACCCGCAGGUGACGCUGACCACUCCUGAAAGGACUUGGUUGUCCUCCGGUGUUCGUGCGAUUGAUCACUCCGUCGAGGGUCUCUGCUCUCUGAUCUCUACUCCAGAGACGGAGAAGAUCUCGGGCGAGGCUCUGUCUCUACUUGUCCCUGCUCUCCUCAAACUCAAGAAGGAAAACUUCAACGAUCUUCAGGCGCGUUUCGAGGCGCAGGUUGGCGCUCGCAAGUCUACAGAACCAUUCCUCUGCUACGGCGUCCCUAUAGGCGGCUCUCAUGGUAUUGGCCAUAUGCUCGGUCCUUUCGGAGUCGGACAUGGAGAAACGUCCUGUAUCCUCCUCCCUUCCGUCUGCAAGUACAACAGUGCCGAUCCCACAGCACUCGAACAUCAACAUCGCACCCUGUCCGUUCUCUGGUCCUUACCCUGCGUAGCCUCCGUCCUCGAGGCCCGAGGACUCAAACGACACACAGCUGAUCUGAGCACCGUCCUCGAUGGAGUGUUUAGGGAGCUGGGCAUGCCGAGGUCGCUGAGGGAUGUGGGGAUAGAUCCGACGGAGGAGUUCUUGGAGAAGCUGGCAGAGAUGAGUUUGACGGAUUUCUCGCUGGCGUCGAACCCGAUUCCUCUGACGGAGAAGAGUCAAGUCCUGGAGAUUCUGCGGAUGAGUGCGUAAGAUACGUAUUCAGCUGAGUUUACGGACGUUACAGUCGGGAACGUGUACAACCAUGGAAAGGAACCGUUAGGAGAACAUGGCCAGAGAGCCUGUCGAGAUGUACAGUACA
Messenger RNA from Stereum hirsutum FP-91666 SS1, 1466 nucleotides. RefSeq names its product Dehydroquinate synthase-like protein. Lineage: Eukaryota; Fungi; Basidiomycota; Agaricomycetes; Russulales; Stereaceae. Gene Ontology annotation, molecular function: metal ion binding; alcohol dehydrogenase (NAD+) activity. Bases 65 to 1357 code for a protein of 430 amino acids. Gene Ontology annotation, cellular component: mitochondrion. The record is from RefSeq and is a predicted model, not a curated record. The transcript has 6 exons.